Vicugna pacos (alpaca) is the source of this 1000-nucleotide messenger RNA. The record is from RefSeq and is a predicted model, not a curated record. NCBI's taxonomy places the organism in Eukaryota, Metazoa, Chordata, Mammalia, Artiodactyla, Camelidae.
UUGGAAAAUCUGUAUAAACGUCUCUGCUGUGGUAUCGCAGAGCAAGGGAUGGUUUUCCCAUUUUAACAACAUGAAGUUACUCCCUGCAGCACUGCCUUUGGUCCUGCUGGUCACUCUGCGGUGUUCCUCCGCUGUGAGUCCCACAGACUGCAAUGAUGCUGAGCCUGUGGCUCGGAAGGCUCUAGACCUGGUCAAUAAAGGACGACGGGAUGGUUACCUCUUCCAGUUGCUGCGGGUUGCUGAUGCCCACUUGGACAAAGCGGAAUCCGUAGCGGUCUAUUAUUUAGUCUUGGAUGUGAAAGAAUCUGACUGCCCGGUCCUAAGCAGGAAACACUGGGAUGACUGUGAGCUAGAUUUUUCUAGACGUCCAUCUGACAUAGUGAUCGGACAGUGUAAGGUGAUAGCUACAACAUGUUUGGAUGAAUCUCAGGAUCUCAGAGUGAAUGACUUUAACUGCACCACAAGUUCUGUCUCCUCGGCGCUGGCCAACACUAAAGACAGUCCAGUACUCUUCGAUUUCUUUGAGGAUACUGAGCUCUACAGAGAAGAAGCUGACAAAGCUCUGGAGAAGUACAAAAAGGAGAAUAGUGACUUUGCCUCUUUCAGAGUGGACCAAGUGAAGAGAGUUUCAAGAGCGAGAGGAGGAGAGAGAACCAAUUACUACGUGGACUUCUCGGUGAGGAACUGCUCCAGACACCAUUUUCCAGGGUACUUUCAUGUCUUUGGAUUCUGCAGAGCACAUUUAUCCUAUGACGCAGAAGCCUUUGACUUGGCACCCCAAAACAUUGUCAUAAACUGUGAAGUCUUCAACCCUAAGGUGCAUCAUUUGGGCCAUCCCCUCCACUCUGGUGAGCAUGAACAUCCUCCUGCUGACAGGCCUCCAUUUAAGCCUGGUGGACCUAGAGGUCACCGUCAUCCCUGUAAGCCACAUGAAUUUGGAUGCCCACCUCCUCUAGAAGGCAAAAGUCACUCAGGCAGACCACCAUUUCCAGCAGGACCU